GAGAGAGAGAGUGUGAGAGUGAGAGAGAGAGAGCGCAAGAGAGAAUGCGUUUAAAGCAUACGCUGGUGUGUUGCUGCAUCCAGACAACAGACAUUAGACAAUAGGUACAAGUGUAGGCCAUUCUGCCCCUCAACAAAGCACCGCCAUUCACUGUAAUCAUGGCUGAUUAGCCACAAUCAGUACCCUGUUCCUGCCUUCUCGCCAUAUCCCUUGAGUCCGCUAUCUUUAAGAGCUCUAUCUAACCCUCUCUUGAAAGCAUCCAGAGAAUUGGCCUGAGGCAGAGAAUUCCACAGAUUCACAAUACUCUGUGUGAAAACGUUUUUCCUCAUCUCUGUUCUAAAUGGCUUACCCCUUAUUCUUAAACAGUGGCCCCUGGUUCUGGACUCCCCCAACAUCGGGAACAGGUUUCCUGCCUCAUAACCCUUAAUAAUCUUAUAUGUUUCAAUAAGAUCUCCUCUCAUCCUUCUAAAUUCCAGAGUACACAAGCCCAGCCGCUCCAUUCUAUCAACAUAGUUACAGAGUGCAACAGGGAGCAAACUGUGUUACUAUUGUGAAGGGUUUUCACUGUUCCCACAGAUAUUGACGAAUGCAAAUCCUCACCCUGUGGCAAAAACACGUUUUGUGACAAAACGCCGGGUUCCUACCAGUGCAACUGCAUCGCAGGGUUUCAUGCAUCAGCUGCAACCACCGGCAUUGGUGCAGAGGAUUGUGAAUGUUGGGACGUUUAGUUUAGUUUAGAGAUACAGCACGGAAACAGGCCUUUCAGCACACCCAGUCUGCGCAGAACAGUCUGCACACUAACACUGUCCUACACACACUAGGAUACGUUCACAAUUAUACAAAGCCAAUUAACCUAUAAACAGCACCGGUUGUCAGGUUCGAACCCGAGUCCCUGGCGCUGUAAGGCAGUAACUCUACUGCUGCGCCACCGUGUCGCCCUGUAUAAGCAAAAAACAGAGAAUAAAUCAGCAUCAUCUGUUACGUUUGUCAAGGUGUCCUUGGCCUCUACAGAUACUCGAUCCUCCGCUCCAAUGACACUCUUCUCUGUGUUUACGCCUCAUGCCACCAAUGGGCAGCAGUUCAAGGUGAAGGGGAAAAGAUUUAAUAGAAACAUGUGGGGUAACUGUUUCACACAAAGAGUGGUGGGUGUUUGGAACAAGCUGCCAGAAGAGGUAGUUCAGGCUGGGACUAUCCCAACAUUUAAUAAACAAUUAGACAGGUACAUGGACAGGACAUGUUUAGAGGGUUAUGGACCAAACGCAGGCAGCUGGGACAUGUUGGCCAGUGUGGGCAAGUUGGGCCAAAGGGCCUGUUUCAACACUGUAUCGCUCUAUGACUCUAUGCUGGUGUGUUGCUUCAUCCAGGGUCACAGAUUGCUGGCGUAACUGGGUUUACGAUUGUGAAGGGUUUUCAUUGUUCACACAGAUAUCGACGAAUGUAAUUCCUCGCCCUGUCAUGUUAAUGCAACCUGUCUCAACACAAAUGGUUCCUACGACUGUACCUGCAACUCAGGGUUUCAGGAACCAGCCAGACAUGCCGGAAAACGUAAAGGGCUGAUGUGUGAAGAUGUCGAGGAGUGUGUCUCCUAUCCAUGUGAGCGACACAUGACCUGUACCAACACGGUGGGUUCCUACCUGUGCAACUGCAACGCAGGGUUCCACAGUACAGGAACGGAUUGUGUAGAUAUCGAUGAAUGCAAAUCCUUACCCUGUGUUGAUAACGCAACGUGUACCAACACCGAGGGCUCCUAUGAGUGCAAAUGCAGCGCUGGGUUUCAGGAAGGGUCUGGCAACAGUGGAGGGAAGAUCUGUGCAGAUAUUGACGAAUGCAAAUCCUCACCCUGUGGCAAAAACACGUUUUGUGACAACACGCCGGGUUCCUACCAGUGCAACUGCAUCGCAGGGUUUCAUGGAUCAGCUGCGACCACCGGCAUCGGUGCAGAGGAUUGUGAAGAUAUCGAUGAAUGCAAAUCCUCACCCUGUGGUGAUAAGGAAACUUGUACCAACACCGAGGGCUCCUAUGAGUGCAAAUGCAGCGCUGGGUUUCAGGAAUUGUCUGGCAAAAGUGGAGGGAAGAUCUGUGCAGAUAUCGAUGAGUGUGAAUCCUUGCCCUGUCACCAUAACACAACUUGUAACAACACGCUGGGUUCCUUCCAGUGCAACUGCAAUGCAGGCUUUCAUGCAUCAGCUUUGUCCACCGGACUCCAUGCAAAUAAGAUCUGUGAAGAUAUUGAUGAGUGUGAAUCCUCGCCCUGUCACCAUAACACAACUUGUAACAACACUCUGGGUUCCUACCAGUGCAACUGCAACGCAGGGUUUCAGGCAUCAGCUUCGUCCACCGACCUCCGUGCAAAUACGAUCUGUGAAGGUGAGGACAGGAAGAGUCAACCACAUUAGUGCGUAGGUCAUGUGUGCUUGACCUGGUGAGAACACCAGAUCUCCUUCCCUGGAGACGUGAGAGAAACUGAUGGUAUAUUUGUGACAACUUGUUCAUUAUUGUGAGCACCAUUACUCAUGAUUAGUUGUUUCCUAUAUUCCCGCUGCUGUGAUGGGAUGUGAAUCUGAGUUUGUAGAUGGAGACUGUGAUGAUUUUAUCCUGCACCACCAACAUACUCUGACCAGACACAAUGUCCUCAGGUUACAGAGAACAACGAGGUUUACCAUUGUGUAGGUUCUCAAGUUGGCAUUGGAGUUUCCUACCCUUCAUAUUAUCCUGCAGAUUCCUGGAAUUAACAAAGGAUCUCAUGGACGUUGUCGUCAGCCAAGGCCACAUGAAGGUCGUAGUGUUUUCAAAGAAGGCUGGGGUCACUUGGGAUUUGUUGUCCACUGAAAUUCAAAAUUCAAACCUGGUUAGAGCCCAACCUGAGCCUGAGCCCAACCCGGAGUUGUGUUCCGCUGGAGGCGGUCAAGUCAAAUGGUUUAACUUUACUUUGGACAUGGAUGUGAAUGUGUGGGGAUUGGGAGAUGGAGAUGUGGACCAGGCUGUGCCCUUGGAAGCAGCGGUCAUGUGGUAACUCCAAAUUUUCAGUACCAUAUGUAUUGCCCCCAGUACCAGCUUAGCUGGGUCCCCUGCUAAGUGUGAAGAAUUUACUCCAUUUUUCACCCGCAAAGUUAAGAACAUCAGAUCGAAUAUUUCCCCUCCCAUCCAUGACCUAGCUGUCUCAUUGGUCUGUUCUUCAAAAUUAGACUGUUUCCAACCCGUUACUCUACCCUCCCUUGUAAAGCUGGUCACCACUAUGAAACCUGCUACCUGCCCCCUCAACGUUGUCCCCUCUGCCCUUCUGAAGGAUGUCAUUGCAAUAGCUGGUCCCAACAUCCUCGCCAUCAUCAACAAUACUCUGGCCACUGACACUGUUCCUACCUGCUUCAAGCAUGCAGGGGUCCAGCC
Molecule: messenger RNA, 3387 nt
Organism: Leucoraja erinaceus (little skate)
Lineage: Eukaryota; Metazoa; Chordata; Chondrichthyes; Rajiformes; Rajidae
Product: fibulin-1-like
Exons: 7
Coding region: 1557-2396 (279 amino acids)
Molecular function (GO): calcium ion binding
Source: RefSeq, a predicted model, not a curated record